Owenia fusiformis is the source of this 659-nucleotide messenger RNA. The record is from the annotation of a GenBank genome assembly. Lineage: Eukaryota; Metazoa; Annelida; Polychaeta; Sabellida; Oweniidae.
UUUCGCUAAUUGAUCUCAAAAAUAAUUAAUGAUAAAUGCUCAUAUUUUUUAGUUUUAUGAAAUUAGAAAAACGACCAAUGAAAUUGUAGAAAAUAUUUAUACCGCGAAAAUUUGAAAACAUGGAACUUCCGGAAAAGCCAAAUCCAAACAAUCCUAUUGUGUUUUUCGAUAUUACAGUCGGACACACAGAAAUUGGUAGAAUUAAGUUUGAGCUUUUUGCCGAUGUUGUUCCAAAGUCAGCCGAAAACUUUAGGCAAUUUUGCACAGGUGAAUACAGAAAGGAUGGUGUCCCAAUAGGAUAUAAAGGAUGUCCAUUCCAUAGGGUUAUCAAAGAUUUUAUGGUCCAGGGUGGAGAUUUUAUUAGUGGUGAUGGUGUUGGUCUGACCAGUAUAUAUGGAGGAAUCGCAUUUGCAGAUGAGAACUUUAAGUUGAAACAUACUGGAGCAGGAAUAUUAUCAAUGGCCAACAGUGGUAAAGACACCAAUGGCUGUCAGUUCUUCAUCACAUGUGCAAAGUGUGACUUCCUGGAUGGAAAACAUGUGGUAAUUGGUCGAGUUACAGAAGGACUCUUAGUGUUAAGAAAAAUAGAAAACGUUCCAACUGGACCUAAUAAUAAACCUAAAAUACCUGUCCAGAUUUCACAAUGUGGAGAAAUGUGA